This is a messenger RNA of Hyalella azteca, 1393 nucleotides long. RefSeq lists its product as uncharacterized. Bases 70 to 654 code for a protein of 194 amino acids. The transcript is spliced from 4 exons. Lineage: Eukaryota; Metazoa; Arthropoda; Malacostraca; Amphipoda; Hyalellidae. The record is from RefSeq and is a predicted model, not a curated record.
CACGACUCGCAAUUCAACCACAUACCGAAUUCCUCAAGCUCUAACAUCAAGCUCAUAUAGAUAAGCACGAUGUCGGUGACCCUGACGACUGGAGUGGCCGCGGCACUGGCGUCCGGGGCUGUCGCCGCGGGGGCCAUAGGCUUGGGCGCCCUCGGUCUGGCCGCUGCCGCCGGGCUCAAGAAGAGGAGGCGAAGGGGCAAGCACCAUGGACAUCGCUACCGCAGACACGCAGCAUCUAAGUCAGAUCAAAAUGCCACGGAAAAUAUCAUUAUACCUAAAAAUGCUUCACACCCUAAGACGAAUCGCGCCAAACUGAAAAAGAAAUUCAACAGGCAGAUGGAAUCGGACGAAGAUUUAUUGCUGCAAGCCAUCAAAACCUCUGACUUGGAUGGCUGUGGCUACAAACUCGUCUGUGAACUGUCGGCCAAAGACGUGAAUGCCCUCACAAAGGAUGAGUGGGAAAUUCUACGGUUUGUAUAUGAAGGUGACCGGAACGUUGAGCAAGGCUCCGGCAUUCUACCCAACAACACAGAGCUUGUGUCGUACCAAGCAGCGUCGCGGCUGGGCUCGUCAGGCUAUGCGUGCGGCGACAUCUUCAGACGCUGCGCUGUCUCCGCCGACCAGAUCAUGCAGCUUGUUGCCAUGCUUCUAUAGAGACAGCGCAGACGAUGAAACAUUCAUGCUUUGCAUAUAAAAACAUUCACGUUGUGCUGAAAAAAUUAGAAUUGUUGCCAUGGUUCUAUAGAGACAAUACAGACUAUAAAACAUUCAUGCUUUGCAUAUAAAAAGACUCACGUUUUGCAUGAAAAAAUUUAGAAGUAUCUUCAAUUAAGACGUUCUGGAGACCAGCUCCAUCAUAAGUUAUAGGCUAGAAAAUUAUAAUAGGCAAGACAAAUAAAAAUUUUCAUGUAAGAUAUAGUUAGUUUGCUUGGCGAUUUCUCAGUUUUUAAAUUUAUAGUGAACUUGCAAUUUCAGCAGACUAAUGAUAUAAGCACUAAAAAAUAGAUCUAGAGGUCAAAAUUCAAUAGUUUGAGGGAUAAAAUAGAUGUUCGAGUUCGAGAUUUAUUUUUUUUUAUUUAGCAAAAUAAUUUAGUGGGACUGGUAAUGGCAUGAAGUAAACGACACUCAAAAACCAAUUGCUACUCCGUAUUCCACUUUAUAUUGGUUGAACAUGAUUAAUAAUAAUAAAUUUCAAUCGACUCAAGUGAAUCAGAAUAGAAAAAAAACAUCCUAUCGUUUUCCAGCCGAAAAAAUAAGCGCAUAAUCAGUAGCUAAUUCAUAUGUAUUUAAUUUUAUUUGGUUAGUGUUGACAAAAAAGUAUCACGGAGAUACAUUUUUUCUAAUAAAUACUUUAAUUGAACAUAUCUAAGCACAUUGAAUAAUCCUCCGUGAA